AUGUGGGCGAGGGUUGUUUUAAUCGGGCUGUUAUUGGGGUGGUAUUCUCAAGCGAAUGGAUAUCAUCUCAAAACCGAAACUGAUAGCUAUCCGGAUUAUGGGGAGAAGCUGACAGCUCGUGAGUAUGGGAUCUGUGAGCGAGACGAUGGCUCCUUGCAUCAAUACAAAGUCCGUAAUCACGAUCAAACCGAUCCAGAAUGUGCACAUGAACUGGCGAUCGCCCGAGCCACAAAUGGAGUCAAUGAAACCGGAUGGGGCUAUUUGGAAAUCGAGCUCCAUGAUGCCGAUAUUCCAUUGUGGCUGCAGGGAUAUUCUGCUGGUUUUGUUGAAGGUCGUGCUACCCGAGAUAUAAUCAGAAUGCACAUCCACAACACAGUCGAUGGAUAUUGUGAUGGUGCAGAGGAGUAUUGCCAAAAGCUGAAUAGAUUCUUGGUUGAAAACCUGCUCUGGAUGAGAAAUCAAGUAGAGGAGAAUCCGGAGGAUGAGUAUUGGCAACAGAUUAACGUUACUCUGAAUCAACUGAAUGGAAUUAUUGACGGUUAUGAGGGCACGCUCAAUGAAUUCCGAAAGGUCGAGGACCUGGUGCAGCAUCCAAUUUACUAUAUCCAGCUUGCUGGUGAUAUGGAGGAUUUGGCGCUUCUGUUCAAGCGCCCUGAACAUCUACGAUCAGCUUGGAAAGGUGGUCAUUGCUCGGCCCUUGUCAGACUCCUUCCUGACCAUUCCGACCUUUAUUUCUCACACGUCACUUGGUCCAGCUAUUCCACGAUGUUGAGGAUGUUGAAGAAAAUCACCUGGAAAGUGAAGGCACCUGGAUACGCGUAUUCGUACUCCAGCUAUCCGGGAGCUAUUCCUUCGACUGACGACUUUAUGAUCUCCUCUUCUGGUUUGGCUAUUCUCGAGACAACAAUUAGCAACUACAACCACAAGAUCAUGAAGGAGUAUAUCGUGCCGGAGACGGUACUGUGCUUCAUCCGAGCUCAGAUUGCCACACGUCUCUCUUCGGGUAAUGCUGAAUGGGCAGAAAUCUUCGCCAAAUACAACUCUGGAACGUACAACAACCAAUGGGUGAUCGUCGAUUACAAGAAGUUCAAGCCCGAUUCUCCACGUCAACCACGCCAGGGACUUAUUCACAUCUUAGAACAGCUACCUGGAUACAUCCAACACAAAGAUCUCAGCGAGUUCUUGCUUCAACAAUAUUAUUGGCCCAGUUAUAACAUGCCGUUUUUCCCGGAUGUCUACAACGACAGUAUGACGGCCAGCUUUGCCGAGCAGUACGGAGAAUGGUUUACCUAUGAUCGCACGCCGAGGGCCCUGAUCUUCAAGCGUGAUUACCAUAAGGUCAAGAAUAUGGAGAGCAUGAGGCGAUUGAUGCGCUCCAACGACUAUACAAACGAUCCGCUGGCCGCUUGCGAAUGUGAUCCACCAUAUUCAGCUGAAAAUGCCAUUUCAUGCAGAGAUGACCUUAACCCCGCCAACGGCACAUAUCCAUCGGAUCUGAACCCGAUUGACGGAUCGUACCCGUUCUCCGCAUUGGGACAUCGUGACCAUGGAGCUACCGAUAUGAAGUUGACGAACUACAAACUCCAUCGCAAGCUACAAUUCGUCGCCAUUUCUGGACCUACAAGCGACAAUGUGCCGGAGUUUAACUGGAAGACCACACCUUUCAAAGACUCGGUACCGCACGAAGGUAUGCCCGAUCGUUUCAACUUCCCACCCGUUGUCUAUCGAUGGAGCAAGCAGGGACUUUUCCACGAUCGCGUU
Messenger RNA from Mesorhabditis spiculigera, 1761 nucleotides. Lineage: Eukaryota; Metazoa; Nematoda; Chromadorea; Rhabditida; Rhabditidae. The record is from the annotation of a GenBank genome assembly.